Molecule: messenger RNA, 1038 nt
Organism: Solanum dulcamara
Lineage: Eukaryota; Viridiplantae; Streptophyta; Magnoliopsida; Solanales; Solanaceae
Product: ycf20-like protein
Exons: 3
Coding region: 83-514 (143 amino acids)
Source: RefSeq, a predicted model, not a curated record
UUUUUUAUACAAGUGGACUAUAUAAUUAAAAUUGUAUAAUCUCUCGGUAACUAUUUAGGAGAAUUUAACAAAAUGGCAACUAAUGACGCUGUUCCGACUGUAUAAUUGGUCGGCGGGAGAGACGAUUGACGGUGGCUUCUCUCACCGGCGUCGCCACAGGAAAUUGACGGGAGGAUUUGAAGCCGAUAGAUUCCUACAAAGCAUGGCUGCCAAACUGCCUUUACCGAGCUGUCCCACAAUUUCUAAGCAUUUGAGUGCUGAACAUACUAUAUCAAGAUUUAAUGGUGCUGUCUGCCUUAGGAGAGCUGCACAUUCAUUAGGCAGAAUCAUGCAUUUCCAGCUAUCUUUUACUCAUAUUGUCCAGCCUUAUUCUUUCAGAAAUUUCAAGAGCAGUCGUGUGGUUUUCCCAGAGAUCGCCGUGAGUUCUUUGCCAAAGAAAGAAUGUUAUCUUCCUAAUUAUUCUCGGAAAGAAAGAAUGUCAACAUCAUUUCAUAAAGUGGACAUCAUUUUCUGAAUAAUUUGUUUGCAAAUUUCUACUCAAAGUAACCGAUUCCAACUAUGUGUGGUUUACGUUUGAAUAACUUCUGCAAAUAUACAUUUGUCUUGUCUAAGUCCAAGUUUACUUCCAUUCCCGAGUCCAAGUUUUCUUCUUGUAUGCACUCCCACAAGUUUCCCUAGCCCUAAUUGCGAUGAGCUUUGGUUACCAACUAUUUGGGAAAAUCUAAAAAGUCUCUCUUUUGAGCUAUUUUACAUUGUUCAAAUAACUAAGUACCUUGAAAGUUCCUGCCAGGGUUUGCAAGAAAACAUAUGCUAUGCUAAUCUUUGUUUAGUGCUAGAUCCUUGCUCAGAGACUUAUAAAUGAGACUUUUCUACCCAUGUAUCUCAGAGUUUAAUUCCAAUAUAGGAGGCGGGUGUGGUCUAUAAGAAGUGCUGCAGAUGGCAGCGGAUUAGAAUCUUCUCCUACAACCAACGGUAGCGGUGGGACUCGACUUAUUAGGGCCAUAGAGGCUCUUCUAGUCAAACUAGAUACCAGAAUUA